This is a messenger RNA of Ixodes scapularis (black-legged tick), 390 nucleotides long. RefSeq lists its product as uncharacterized. The record is from RefSeq and is a predicted model, not a curated record. NCBI's taxonomy places the organism in Eukaryota, Metazoa, Arthropoda, Arachnida, Ixodida, Ixodidae. The transcript has 5 exons. Bases 1 to 390 code for a protein of 129 amino acids.
AUGGAAAGCAGCGGAACGUCACCUUUGGCAGCUGUUCAUGAAGAACCGGUGGCGACAUGUCCCUGUGACGUUCCAUUGGAGGGAAGCAGAACGUCGGAUCCCACAGCAGCUUCUGAAAAGCCGAUGGCGGAACCAAGCCCCGGGGAUGUUCGAAUGGAAGGCAGUGGAACGUCACCUUCGGCAGCUGCUCAUGAACAACCGAUGGCGACAAGCCCCUGUGGUAUUUCACUGGAGGGUACCAGCGCGUCACAUUCCAUAGCGGCCUGUGAGCAAAUGGGGAUGGCCAGCUCUCCUGGCCAGCUUUUGGACCACAGCACUCCAUCUUCGUCUGUUGGCUAUUAUGAAUCAUCUGGAACCUGUGAGUAUAAAUUGACUUCUCUACAGAUUUAA